AGGCAUCCAUGAAGGUUGUUCACAGGUUCGGUCCGUGCUCAGGUCGGGGCGGAGACUCGCCAAGCAUGAGGGAGAUUCUGCUGCGCGACGAGUCUCGAGUCCAAUCAAUACAAGCCCGACUCAGAUCUUUGAGCUUGGCCAACAACAAUAAUAAUGGCGACAUGGGGGCCCGAGAGUCAGAAACUGUAGAUCUCCCGGCGGUGAACGAAAGCCCAAGCGGCGUGGGAAACUACAUCGUGACCGUGGGACUUGGGACGCCGCCUAAAAGUGUGCAGCUAGUGUUUGACACCGGCAGCCACCUGACGUGGACUCAAUGCGAGCCGUGCGCGAUACAGUGCUACAAACAGCGCCUCCCAAGAUUCAAACCCGCAUCUUCAACAACCUAUUUCAACCUAUCAUGUAAUUCUCAAGCUUGCUCCGAGCUGAAGCACGCUACGUCGUAUCCCGGGAAAUGCGAUAAUUCCACCUACACGUGCCUCUACAGUUCCUCUUACGGCGACAAUUCAUACUCCCUAGGCGAGCUGGCGAAAGACAAGCUAACCUUAACCUCCACGGAUGUCGUUGACGGCUUCAUAUUUGGGUGCGGCCAAAACAACUACUUCACCUAUGGCGACGACAUUGGUGGACUGAUGGGUUUAGGAACUGCUUCUCUCUCUAUCGUCUCCCAAACAUCUCAACAAUUCGGAAACUACUUCUCCUAUUGCCUCCCCACCCGAACAGGAUCAGACGGACAUUUAACGUUCGGGAAGAACAAUGAAAACACAAAUAAUCUCAACUACACACCUCUCUUGCCUUCAUACGGCAACAUUGUUGCAUUCUACUUCAUCGAGGUCUUGGCAAUAAGUGUUAACGGACAGCAGCUGUCGAUCUCUCCGACACUGUUCCAGAACCCCGACACCAUCAUAGACUCCGGCACCGUCAUAACCCGCCUCCCCACGCCCGCCUACAACGCUCCGCGCGAUGCUUUCAAGCAGCAGAUGAGAAUGUAUCCUUUAAUACAAAACCCCUCAUCAAAAAAGUUAUUCGACCGACUUCACCAACUAUCCUAACCCAACCAUACCGGAGAUAAGCUUCACGUUUGGUGGUAAUCUGGUGGUUGAUUUGGAUCCUAGAGGGGUGAUGGUUCCUGUACUUGACAACGGCUCAGAAGUCUGUCUAGCCUUUGCGAAUUAUUCUACAAAUGGGGGGAUUUUCGGAAACUAUCAACAGCAGACGUUUGAGGUGGUGUAUGAUGUUGCCGGAGGGCAGCUGGGGUUUGCCUCCGGUGGCUGUUCUUGACCUUAAUUUUCCGGUGAUUAUUGGAGCCCGAAUCACAACUAUGGGUUUAACAUUAUAUUGUGUGUUAUAAGAAGUAUGGAAUAUAAUAGCUAAAUAAGUUGAGCCUAGAAGUUCAACAAAAGCAAAUUAAAAGUGCUUGUUUAAUAGUUUAUCUUGCAUUAUGUCCCCGAA
This is a messenger RNA of Ipomoea triloba (trilobed morning glory), 1449 nucleotides long. RefSeq names its product aspartyl protease family protein At5g10770-like. The transcript has a single exon. Gene Ontology annotation, biological process: proteolysis. The record is from RefSeq and is a predicted model, not a curated record. Lineage: Eukaryota; Viridiplantae; Streptophyta; Magnoliopsida; Solanales; Convolvulaceae. The coding region runs from base 9 to 1049 and encodes 346 amino acids. Gene Ontology annotation, molecular function: aspartic-type endopeptidase activity.